Messenger RNA from Diabrotica virgifera virgifera (western corn rootworm), 1367 nucleotides. RefSeq lists its product as uncharacterized. The transcript is spliced from 4 exons. The coding region runs from base 39 to 1244 and encodes 401 amino acids. The record is from RefSeq and is a predicted model, not a curated record. Lineage: Eukaryota; Metazoa; Arthropoda; Insecta; Coleoptera; Chrysomelidae.
CUAUGAGAUAGACAGUGAUAUUUUCAUACCAGUAAAAGAUGAUACCAAAAGAUAUACUUGACCUUCUAGAAGAGUCUUUGGGUGAAAAGAUAGAAAAUUUUAAAAUUCAGGAACAUGAAGGCAACCAAAAAGGCCAGGGACAUUUAGGUGAAAUCGUAUUCCUCUCCUUGAAAAACAAGAACACCGGCGAAGAUCAUCAUUUAGUGGUUAAACAAUGUCUCACAGGUUCUGAAGAGACUAGAAAACUUAUGUCCAUGUGUUUUAAGAACGAAGUGCAUUUUUAUAAAAAAGUGAUUCCAGCUUUACAAGCGUUCCAGAAGUCCUAUCCUAAAGUUGAAAUUUUUAACAAUCUACCAAAAUGUUAUGCAACGAGCUCAAAAGAAGGAAAGGAAAAAUUUGUCAUGGAAAAUUUAAAUCUAAAAGGUUAUAAAGUGCAUCCUAAGAAAAUACCCCUAAACAGUAAAAUGUACGAAACUAUUUUUAAAACGUAUGGAAAGUUUCAUGGAAUUUCCUACGCUUUUAAACAUUACCAUCCUGAAGAGUUUACCGAAUUAGGCAAAGGGUAUAAUCAGAAUAUGAAAAUGUUUUUUGAUCAAGGGAUUAUGCAACAAGCGAUUGGCAGUUGUUGCAACAAAAUAAAAGAAUUUUUAGAAGAGGAAGAUGAAAUAAAAAUUCUCGAUAGUUUUAAAAAAUAUUGUGAUAACGGUAGUCAAAUGUUUCUUGAUGCACUUGACUACAAAAGUCCAUAUUCAGUUUCUGUCCACGGUGACUCUUGGAGUAAUAAUAUGAUGUUCAAAUACAAUAAAUCGGGAGAUAUAGAAGAUAUUAAAUUGUUCGACUUCCAAAUGGCUGCGGUAGGUUCACCUGUUCUAGAUCUGACGUAUAGUUUCUACUCAGGGGCUGACGAAGAAAGCAUAUCUAAACUGGAUCGUUUCCUUGAAAUAUAUCACAAAAGCCUUAGUGAGACGUUAAGGGGGUAUGGAUGUAGUGCAGAAAAAGUUCUGCCAUUUACAGAAUUACAAAAAGAAUGGAAAGAACAAAACGCAUUUGGUGUAUUAAUGGGGUUGCUUAUAUGGAGUAACAAAAACUUGGAUCCAAGUGAAACUCCAGAUAUCGCUGAGCUGUUGGACGCAGACUCCCAAAGCGGAGAUAUCAGCCAAAUGAUGCAGAAGACGGAUUCUGCUGGUUUUAAAAGAGCUAGUUUAUCGGUGCUGAGACAUUUGUACAAAAAUAACUUUUUAUAACUCAUACCUUAGUAUAUUUAAUGCUUUGUAGUAUUUGGUAUCUUCAGGAAAUUGUAUUUAUUCUAAGUUAGUAAAUUAAUUUUUAAUUCUGUGUUGUUAUUAUAAACGGUAAAAAUUUUACAA